UUACUGCAACGCGUUUCCCUGGUGGAAAACACAUGUUCAGAUAUAUUGCAAUCAGCCACCCAAUCUCGUAUGCACAGUAUGGUGCUAGAAGUGGGCGAGCGAUGGUCUCCAUAUCUGUUGUGUGGAGUGUAAGUGUUAUCGUUGGUCUGCCAAUUCUACUUGGUGUGAAUCCGAUGGAGGACA
Molecule: messenger RNA, 183 nt
Organism: Ostertagia ostertagi
Lineage: Eukaryota; Metazoa; Nematoda; Chromadorea; Rhabditida; Trichostrongylidae
Source: the annotation of a GenBank genome assembly